Sorghum bicolor (sorghum) is the source of this 1488-nucleotide messenger RNA. RefSeq lists its product as uncharacterized. The transcript is spliced from 3 exons. Lineage: Eukaryota; Viridiplantae; Streptophyta; Magnoliopsida; Poales; Poaceae. Gene Ontology annotation, cellular component: mitochondrial matrix. The record is from RefSeq and is a predicted model, not a curated record. The annotation marks the transcript as partial.
UUCAGUUCUUCUACCAAAUUUAUACAUAAUACAAACACAACUAAUAUCACUGCUGUGUUUGUACCGUUAGUAUGUCACUGUCUCACUGACGUGUGGGCCACACAAGCCGGCAGCCCGUGCGCAUUCUGCUGCCCAAGCAAUAAAAAAACAUCCAAUCCAAAACCCAAGCAAAGCCCUCCCCCCUCCCCUCUUCCUCGCCUUAUCUCCUCCUCCGUCACUCGCCUCGACACCGCCAUGGCCUUCGUCUCCGCGACCGCCGCCGCCUCCACCACCCUCUUCCUCUCCGUCCUGUCCCCAGCACGCAGCGCGGGCGCGUGCGUCUGCUCACAGGCGCGGAAGCCGUCGACAGCUCCGCUCCACGCGGCAAAGGGCCCCAACUCGGCGCCGGUGGUGUUGGAGAGCAAGGCUAAGGGAAAGAAGAAGAAGGGGUCCGGGGCCGGGAACCUCGCCGGAGCCCUCGACGUCGAGAUCAGGGAGGCGCAGGAGUACCUCGACAGCGACGAGCAGGAACCUCUUCCAGACAACUUCCCAUUUGAAAUAAUUGAUGAAGAUGGUAUGAGCGUGGUUAUUUUGAGAAGGGACUACAAGGACGAGAAGAUUGAGGUUACUGUCAGCAUGCCUAAUUUAGAAGGAGGCCCUGAAUUUGAUGAUGAGGAUGGUGAGGGUGAUGGUGAGAGUGCUGGCAAGGAUGACGAAGAGGCAGAAGAAGAAGAUGAGAGUGCUGGAGAUAGCAGCAUUUCUCUUAAGGUGGUAGUUUCCAAAGACUCUGGCCCAAAGCUUGAGUUCACAUGCACAGCCUUUCGUGAGGAGAUCACCAUUGAUGAUAUGCUAAUAGUAGAGAAAACAGACGACGAUGGAGAAGAGAAGUUCCCCUAUGAGGGCCCUGAGUUCACCGAGCUCCCUGUGAAUGUUCAGAAAGGCCUGUUCAAAUACUUGGAGCAAAGGGGGGUAACGCUGUCGGCUACCAACUAUAUGCACGAUUACAUGGUGACUAAGCAGGCUCAGGAGUACAUACGGUGGAUGACAAAGCUGAAGGAUUUCGUCAAGCAGUGAGGAACAGCGGCGCGAUUUGACAAAUUUGUUUUGGUAGCCUAGCCUUAGUAUGCGUUACAGCCUUACAGGAAUACUACGAUUACACGAAGUUGGUCACACUCCAAAAAGGAGAAUUGUAUCUGCCUCAAUGUAUCUGUAUCAGCGGGCAAAACAGGAGCAAGUAGAUUUCCAGUAAUGUUUAGUGGUGGCUAUUAGGUAUUACGAUACAUAUCUGUCUUCCUGGCUGUUAGGCGUGUGCUCUGAAGAGCGUUAUCCUUUAGUGUCUACGUUAGUUGGUUUUACCUGUUUUCUUGUUGUUUAGCAAGGGUUGCUGUUGCUGUAAUGCGUGAGUGUUAACUGGUAUCCCCAGUAAAGUCUUAUAUGCUUUCUUAAAAGCAAAGGUAAUCUCCUUUCCAAAAACUAAAAUAAAAUAAAAAAUAAAAAAAUCCGGAUGUA